Sclerotinia borealis F-4128 is the source of this 1755-nucleotide messenger RNA. NCBI's taxonomy places the organism in Eukaryota, Fungi, Ascomycota, Leotiomycetes, Helotiales, Sclerotiniaceae. The record is from the annotation of a GenBank genome assembly.
AUGCCUUCCAGAUUAAAUGCACCGGUCUUAACCGUUGAUGCCGCCCUUAUUCAUAAAGUUGAUACCAGAAAUGUCGAAAACCUUUACAGCAUGUGGACUGUCUUCUCUAGAUGUGCUGGAUCUUUAGAAGAAGGUAGAAGAUUAGAAAACUUGAGUUGGAGAUUAUGGAAUCGCGAAACCUUUUGCUGUGAACCAUCUUCAGAAGCAAAUUCUACCACACCCGCAAUUUCCAUCUCCUCCAGAAGUUCCGAAGGUCAAUAUUCGAAUGAUGUUCCAGAAUUAAGUGGCAGCUUAGAUUCAAUCGCCGACGAAGAAGCAAUCGAAUUCGAAGAAAGCACCGAUGGUUCCUCAGUCGAUAUCUCACAUCCUCAAAUUCAAAGACAAGAUUCUUGCAACAGCAGAAGUCGAGGACGAGAACGUCAUAUUACACCCGACGACCUCGAGAAGAUGGUCAUCACUAUCAAGGAAAAGAAAGAUUUGGCCCCUCUUACCAUGACCACACCUUACCUUGCGCCACUCGCCGAGAGAAUAACACAAUUUAUUCAACCACAAUAUCAAUCACCUGCCAUGGCAGUGCAUCACUCUUUGUCAACCAAUGCAUCAGCUCAAUCCGCCACCACUGAAUCCUCCGCUGGUCACUCCGAGAAGGGUACGACUACCUCGGUUGUGAAAGGGUUCUCACUUUCACCAGCACAUGUCAGCAGCUCCAUGCGUUCCGUGCCACUCAACACUGCACCAUCCUCCAUUCCCACGGCCGAUAUCGUUGCAGCAGAUACAUCCAAAUCACUCGCACUAAAGAAGAAGCAAAUGUUCGCUCUGGGUGGAUCCUCGGGUGAAGACUCACUUAGUGAGCAAGCAGCUUCCAUGGAUAACAAACCCUCGCCAUUACAAAAGAAGAAGCUAGCUAAAUUUAGCUUCGGUGGAUCAUCAAACGAAGAUGAUAGCUCGCUACCAAACAGAAUGCAACCACGUAGCGCAUUGACUGACAAAUUACAAAAGCCUUUCGUCAAGAAGCAAACCUCAUUUCAAGAAGAGGUUGCCACACGAACCAUUCAAGAAGAAGCAUUUGAUGAUGAUGUGUUCGAAACUGACGAUGAGGACGACGUUGACGAAAGUGCCAUUGACGAUGAUGAUGAUUCUUCUGAUUGGGAAGAUUCAGUAGAGGAGAGUGGAAACGCAAGUAUCGAUGAGAAGACCUUUUUUCAACGAGUCGACUCAAAACCUCAACUUACAUCUCGACGAUCAUUGAUCACUACAAUGCUUCACCAAAACGAUCGUGCUCAAGCACUUGCCACCGAGGCAUCUCGAUCGACACCCGCCCUUCGACGUUCCCGAAAUUCCUCACCCAGUGGUCCUUCCCUUGCAGCAUCACCCGAAUCCGAUGAAGCUCCUCUCACGAUGAGGGGACUCAACUCAAUUGCUGAAGUUCCUCGUGGAGCUCAGCCUAUUAUUCAAACCACCACCAACAGUACCGCACAUCAUCAAGCACUCUCCCCGAGAACUACUCGACGAAAUAUGCUCGCCACUGAAUUGACUGUGAGUCUUCGCCAAAACCUCCUUUGGGAACGACGACAAAAGUCAUCAGUCAAUGAAGCUGCCGCGGCUCUUAAACGAAGACACACCGCACACGAUGUUGCAAACCUCAAACAAUACCCCGAGAGAGUUUAUAUGGAUAAGGAUGAUCAAGCUCUUAACUCUAGCUGGAAUCAAUAUUUCAGUCAAGGGUUAGGAGAGUAUCAUUCUAAAGGAUGGUAG